AAGGUUUCGGGUGAUUCAUUCAACCAGCACGAGUAAUCCACGAUGUAUUGUCAGAGAUUAUGAUCUAGAUAUUUUUAGAUCACUUUUCUGAAUUUUGGAUUAGUGGUGUCAUAGGACGAUUGUUCACUGGGAAACGUUUGUAUUGUACACCAUGUAUUCCUGUACCAGCUCUGAGGAAUGAGGAUCACAUGGUUUAUGUUCAUGUGAGAGAUGCAAGCAUCAAAGAAAGUGAGAUCCUGGAGGGAUAUAAGGCUCCAAUCUCCGAAGAAGAAUUCCGAGUGUGGUGGGGCUGGGGAGGAUUUGAGAUCACAUUUAAAGAAAGCUCAACGAAGAAACCAAAGAUUCUUAAGGAUUUUUACUAUGUGAAGAAGGAGAAAGUGAUGUUCGAGUUAGAUACACGAACCUUCAGCGGAAAUAAAGUGUUGUUGCACUUCCUAUUGGAACAGUGGACAAGAAGGGAUCUCAUCGUCCCAAUGAUGCUAAGUGAUGAGGUUCCCACAGCAGCCAGUAAUUUCCCGCCAGUCAACAGUUCAUCAUCAUCAUCUAACAUCCCUCAUCCAGUUACAUUAGCAACAGCAGCUGAUUCCAGUAAAGCACCAGGGGAAGAGUGUGAAAAGGAUUUCGAUGACAUUCUAACAGAAAUUGCUAACCGGAUCAACGAAAGAACAGAAAUUGAUCGUCUUGGAGGUAAACUGGGCUUUGAACCGGAGGAGAGGCAACGUUACAUAGGGGUUAAUCAGAGGGAUGGAGAUUACAUGGGCACGCUGAAUAUGCUUCGUAAAUGGAGGAAAGGAACAACUAAAUCAAGAGCACGAGAACAGUUGAGGAAAGCCCUUAAAGAUGCUAAGCUUACUCAUCUGGCAGACAACUACCUGGGUGGUGUCAAUCUAACGUGAU
Lytechinus variegatus (green sea urchin) is the source of this 897-nucleotide messenger RNA. RefSeq lists its product as uncharacterized. The coding region runs from base 189 to 896 and encodes 235 amino acids. The record is from RefSeq and is a predicted model, not a curated record. Lineage: Eukaryota; Metazoa; Echinodermata; Echinoidea; Temnopleuroida; Toxopneustidae. The transcript has 5 exons.